AAGAUGAAUGUGUUGGAAUUUCCUCUUAAAAUAUUAACAUUAUGUGGUUGUUGGCAGCCGAAAUCUUGGACAUCGAUAUAUAAACAUACACUAUAUCAAAUAUACACAUUCCUAAUAAUUUUGAUAGUUAACACUUUCACAUUGUCACAAUUGAUGGAUAUAAUUCUUAUCGUGGAUAAUACAGAUGAUUUUUGCAACAAUUUUUGCAUACUACUUCCUAUGAUUAUAACUUGUUUUAAAUUGUUCAGUUUAUUGGCAAAUCGCAAAAACAUUAUUGAAAUGACCGAAAUUUUGACAAAGGAACCAUGCAAACCAUUGAAAGCAAAUGAAAUAGAAAUUCAUUAUAAAUUCGAUAAAGGCAUAGAGCUUAACACUUUUCAUUAUACAGCUAUGUGCUUGAUAACGUGGAUCAGUAUUACUUUUACAUCCUUGAUGACAAAUUUUGGCGAAAGAAAGUUAACGUUCAGAGCGUGGGUGCCCUUUGAAUAUUCAUCUACGACUAUAUUCUGCCUGUUAUACGUUCAUCAACUGUUAGGAUUAAUUGUGGGUGCUUUGCUGAACGCAGCUUGUGACGGUGUUAUUUGUGGAUUAUUGGUGCACAUUUGCUCUCAGUUUGAAAUUUUAACAUAUCGAUUGAGGAAAAUUAUACUUUAUUCAGAUGGUGUUCGUAACUGUGUGCAACAACAUUGUAGUAUUUUUAGGUUUGCUUUCCUUGUAAAUACGAAAUUUAGAAUAAUUAUUACUAUUCAAUUUUUGAUGAGUAUGUUUGAGAUAUGUUUCAAUCUCUAUCAAAUAAGUAUGUCGAAGCUGGAUGCAAAGUGUAUUCGACUAGCAUUAUUCAUGAGUUGCAUGCUAGUAGAAGUAUUCGUCUAUUGUUGGUAUGGCAAUGAAGUCAAAUUAAAGAGUCUUCAAUUUGCCGAUAAAGUUUUCGAGAUGGAAUGGUUGACUUUAGACAAAAAUUUAAAAAAGUGCUUAAUAAUAAUGAUGACACGUACAUUGAAAUCUAUUGAAAUUACUAGUGCAUAUACUAUCUCUAUGGAUCUUGAUUCUUUUGUAGGCGUACUCAAGACAUCAUAUUCGGCUUAUAAUUUACUUCAACAAAUGAAUGAAAUGCAUAUUCUUGAAUUCACUUUUACACUUCUAACAAUAUUUGGGUGCUGGCGACCGGAGUCUUGGACAUCGCUAUAUAAACAAAUAUUAUAUUAUAUAUAUUCAAGUAUAAUGAUUAUAUCAUUAUAUACCUUUAUGUUAUCGCAAUUAAUGGACAUAAUUCUGAUUGUGGAUAAUGCCGAUGAUUUUUCUGAUAAUGUUUUUACAUUAGUCCCUAUGCUUCUAACUUGCAGUAAAAUAUUUAUUUUACUGAUAAAUCGCAAAAGCAUUAUUAUGUUAAUUAAUAUAUUGAUGCAAAAACCAUGUAGACCGGUGGCAAAGAAAGAAAUAGAAAUUCUUUAUAAAUUUGAUAACAGCAUACAAAUUAAUACUCGGCGUUUUACAGUCCUCGGCUCAAUAACAUCAUUAUGUAUAUUGUUGACAUCUUUAUCUAUAAAUUUAAAACAAAGAAAAUUAACAUACAGGGCAUGGCUACCGUUUGAUUAUUCGUCGACAACGUUAUUUUUCUUGACAUACAGUCAUCAACUGAUAAGUUUAUUAGCCGGAGGAUACUUAAAUAUUGCUUGUGAUACGCUUAUCUGUGGAUUUUUAGUCCACAUUUGCUGUCAAAUUGAGAUUUUAAGUUAUCGUUUGAGAAACAUUAAGUUUUAUUCGGACAUUUUUCGCGAUUGCAUACGGCAACAUUAUCAUAUCUUUAGACUUGCUUUUCUUGUAAAUGUGAAAUUUAGGCUGACGAUGACCAUUCAAUUAGUAAUGAGCAUGUUCAUAGUGUGCUUCAUUCUUUAUCAAUUAAGUAAAACAACUGCAAAAGCCAAAUACAUUGAAAUGAUAUUGCUUAUGUCUUGCAUGUUAACACAAAUUUUUUAUUGCUGGUACGGAAACGAAUUAAAAUUAAAGAGCCGCCAACUGAUCGAUGACAUUUUUGAAAUGGAAUGGCUGACAUUGGACAAAAAUGUAAAGAAAUCUUUAAUAAUAAUAAUGAAGCGAGCAAUUAUACCUAUUCAGAUUACCAGCGCCUACGUCAUUCCCAUGAAUCUCGAUUCUUUCAUGGGUGUACUUAAGACAUCGUAUUCUACUUACAAUUUACUUCAACAAAUGCGGAAGUGACAGCAG
This is a messenger RNA of Nylanderia fulva, 2223 nucleotides long. RefSeq names its product 4-vinylanisole receptor-like. The record is from RefSeq and is a predicted model, not a curated record. Gene Ontology annotation, biological process: detection of chemical stimulus involved in sensory perception of smell; sensory perception of smell. Gene Ontology annotation, molecular function: olfactory receptor activity; odorant binding. Gene Ontology annotation, cellular component: plasma membrane. Lineage: Eukaryota; Metazoa; Arthropoda; Insecta; Hymenoptera; Formicidae.